Molecule: messenger RNA, 1161 nt
Organism: Saccoglossus kowalevskii
Lineage: Eukaryota; Metazoa; Hemichordata; Enteropneusta; Harrimaniidae
Product: peroxisome proliferator-activated receptor gamma-like
Biological process (GO): positive regulation of transcription by RNA polymerase II; cell differentiation; negative regulation of transcription by RNA polymerase II
Molecular function (GO): zinc ion binding; RNA polymerase II cis-regulatory region sequence-specific DNA binding; nuclear receptor activity
Source: RefSeq, a predicted model, not a curated record
AUGGCUUACUAUCCCUAUACCUCUCUGUCUUUACUUGCAGGCUCUGCGGGUACUAUGUUGGACAACAUUGACCUGCCGAUGAAAUGCCGAGUGUGCAGGGACAAAGCGUCUGGCUUUCACUAUGGUGUGCACGCCUGCGAAGGAUGUAAGGGAUUUUUUCGGCGCACCCACCGGAUGAAAUUGGUGUACAAACCUUGCCCGUAUGUCAAAACAGAACCGUGCAAGAUUAAUGUAUCGACUCGAAAUAAGUGCCAGUACUGUCGAUUCCAGAAAUGCCUUUCAGUGGGAAUGUCACACGGCGCCUCCAGAUUUGGACGCAUGCCACGAGAAGAAAGGCUAAAGAUCCUAGAAGAAAUCAACCAAGAGGCUGACUGUGCUUCCGAAGAAGAAAAAAAACGAACAGUGUUACGAGAGUUCACUGAUAACGUACACCAAUCUUUUAGAGCAGUAUUUCGCAAUGCACACACUAGAAAAGAAGUCAAGGAAAACACACAGGAGCAAGCUGCAUUCAAUUGUCGACCAAUGCGGGAAAUGAUUGAUCAAAUAGAAAUCGGUUCAACGCUUGCCAAGGUCACUAACAACAAUGUGGAACAAGUUGCUAAGUUUGCCAAGUCUGCGUUGCCGCAGUUUCGUGCCUUGGAUUUGGGUGACCAAGUAACACUUUUGAAAUACUCUGCUUUUGAAAUAGUACUAGUAAUAUCCUCUACGCGCUACACGGCUGACGGUCUGUGGUUUCCGGAAGAUGGCGUGUAUAUUAAAAAGGACACAAUUAUGCAUACAAACAUGGAUGUUCAAGAAUUUUAUGAAUCUAAAUUAAAUUUUUUUGAGAAGAUGAGCCGACUGAAUCUAACAGAAAGAGAACUUGCUUUGUUUUGUGCAUUGUUAAUUGUUUCACCAGAUCGAGAGGACCUUGAUGCCAAAGAUUCUGUGGAACAAGUUCAGGAACAAGUCGUAGAGGCUCUGCAACAAGAACUUCGCCAGAACCACCCUGGCAGCCACCAUAUCCUUUUUCCAGGAAUCAUCAGUCGCCUGGUUGCUUUACGCCAGUUAGUUCCCGAACACAUUCAGCAUGUCAAGAAAUACCUCCUUGUGUCGCAUGACGCCAGCAUUCUUUCUGAGCCUAGCCCGCUUAUGCGCGAAGUCUUUGGAUUGUCCACAUGA